Messenger RNA from Zophobas morio, 1543 nucleotides. RefSeq names its product inositol-3-phosphate synthase-like. Gene Ontology annotation, biological process: phospholipid biosynthetic process; inositol biosynthetic process. Bases 8 to 1543 code for a protein of 511 amino acids. Gene Ontology annotation, molecular function: inositol-3-phosphate synthase activity. The transcript has a single exon. NCBI's taxonomy places the organism in Eukaryota, Metazoa, Arthropoda, Insecta, Coleoptera, Tenebrionidae. The record is from RefSeq and is a predicted model, not a curated record. Gene Ontology annotation, cellular component: cytoplasm.
UUAGCAAAUGGUUUCUGUGAAAGUUAAUUCUCCUGAUGUGCACUAUGACGACGUAGAGCAUCUUAUUAUAUCCCGGUAUUCUUAUGAAAGUACCCAUGUUUCAUAUGAGGAAGAUAACAAUUAUAUUGCAACUCCGAAGUCUACCGAAUAUAUUUUUAAAACCUCAACGACGAUUCCUAAACUUGGACUUUUACUUGUGGGGUGGGGAGGUAAUAACGGCUCUACCUUAACUGCCUCAAUAUUGGCAAAUAGGCAUUUUCUUACUUGGGAAACUCGUUAUGGCACUCAUCAUUCCAAUUAUUACGGCUCUCUUAUCAUGAGCUCAACUGUUAAGCUUGGCUUUAACGCCCAACAGUCUGCUGUUUAUGUUCCUUUUUAUCAGCUUUUACCCAUGGUUCAUCCGAACGAUAUAGUAAUAGGUGGUUGGGAUAUUAGUCGCUUGAACUUAGCAGCUUCUUUAGAUCGUUCUUGCGUUCUGGAACCCGAUUUAAAACAAAAACUUAACCCCUAUAUGAAAGACCUUAUCCCAAUGCCUUCUGUGUACUAUCCUGAUUUUAUUGCUUCUAACCAACAAAGCCGAGCUGAUAAUGUAUUAUCUGGAACGAAGCAGUACCAUUUGGAGACAAUUCGUAAGAAUAUUAGAGAUUUUAAAAGUAAAAACCAACUUGAUAAAGUCGUUGUUGUUUGGACCGCUAACACUGAACGUUUUUCUUCUCUUUUGCCUGGUAUCAAUGACAGUGCUGAAAACUUGUUAUCAGCCAUCAAAGAAAAUCAUGAAGAAGUAUCACCUUCUACCCUUUUCGCAGUUGCAAGUAUUCUUGAAAACAGCCCUUUUAUUAAUGGCUCACCGCAGAAUACCUUCGUUCCGGGAGUUGUAGAAUUAGCUGAACAGCACCGCGUGCAUAUCGGUGGCGACGACUUUAAGUCUGGACAAACAAAAAUUAAAUCUGUCUUGGUGGAUUUUUUGGUUAGCGCCGGCAUCAAACCAGUAGCCAUUACUUCUUAUAACCAUUUAGGCAACAAUGAUGGCUUGAACUUAUCCGCACCAUCUCAAUUUAAGUCAAAAGAAAUUUCAAAAUCAACUGUUGUAGAUGACAUGGUGGCUUGUAACAAUAUUUUGUACAAAGAAGGAGAAAAGCCUGACCACGUUGUUGUUAUAAAGUAUGUUCCCAGCGUUAAGGAUUCUAAGAGAGCACUUGAUGAAUACGAGUCUGAGAUCUUUAUGGGGGGCCGUAACACGAUUUCGAUACACAAUACCUGCGAAGAUUCCCUUUUGGCCUCUCCCAUAAUAAUAGAUUUAGUUCUCAUCACUGAGUUAAUGACUAGAGUCCAGUAUAAAACGGCGGAGAUGCCGGAGUUUGACGCGUUUCACUCGAUUCUUUCUAUACUCUCUUACAUGCUUAAGGCGCCCCUCGUCCCGGCAGGUGCGCCAGUAGUGAAUGCUCUCUUUCGCCAGCGUAAUGCUAUUGAGAACCUUUUUCGUGCCCUGAUUGGUCUCCGUCCUCAGUCGGAUAUGUUGCUCGAGCACAUGGCUUUUCAUUAG